AUGUCUUCCAGUAGUUCUACUUCACCUUCACGCGAGUCUCCGCCGCCGCUCUCUAGCACCGUGCCAUCUUCUCCCCUAGCUGUGGAGAGUGAUGUGGACUCCGACGACGAGGAAGAGUCAAAGUCUGUGGCGCCCAUAGAUCAAAUAGACGAGAAAGAACGACUACGGCGGUUACACUUCUUGCUUGAAAAAUCGGAACUAUAUUCGAAGGUGCUCGGCGAGACAAUCAACGCGUCAAAGACCGUUCUUCAGUCAGAAGAGCCUCCUAAACCACCGCCAAAGCCGCGCGGGCGCAAGUCUACUGGGCGCAAGGGGAAAGCACGCGCAGGAACCAAGCGGGCUCGCGUAGAAGACGAGGAUGAAGACGACGCGGCUGAGACCGCACGAGAGGCCAAGCGCGCUAAGAGCGAUGACUCUGCAGCGUUCAAACAGCCUGGACUGUUGAGUGGCGCAACCCUGAAGGACUAUCAGCUCGAAGGCGUUCAGUGGAUGAUUGGUCUCUAUGAGGCUGGCGUAUCCGGUAUCCUCGCCGACGAGAUGGGCCUCGGAAAGACUAUCCAGACGAUCGCGUUCGUGUCCUACCUGCGAUGCAAGGCUGCUGCUCCGUUCCUCAUUGUCUGCCCGUUGAGCGUCCUACACAACUGGCAGGUGGAGUUCGAGAAGUUCGCGCCUAAGAUACCAACAUGCGUAUACCACGGCACUCCGCCGGAGCGUAAAGCCAUGCAGGAGGACUUGCUCGAAGUUCCCGCCGGUAUGAAUUACGAGUCUGAGGAUGGUCCCGAUAAGACGGGCCAGAUAUCAACGUUCCCUGUUGUUCUUACCACGUACGAGAUGGUAAUCAAGGAUAGAGCGUUUCUGUCCAGGCAUAAGUGGGGCUAUGUUGUCGUAGACGAAGGUCAUCGGCUGAAGAACAUGGACUCCAUGCUCAUGCGCGAGAUCAAGAAGUACGAGAGUGCCUCACGCUUGAUCUUGACCGGGACGCCGCUUCAGAAUAACCUCUCUGAGCUAUGGUCGCUGCUCAACUUCAUUCUUCCUGACAUCUUCGAUGACAUUAGCGCGUUCCAAGACUGGUUCAAUCUUCCGACGCUGAAAGAGUCACUCUCGAGCGAGAGCAGCUCCCACCUCAUUCACACCCUUCAUUCCAUCCUCAAACCGUUCCUACUUCGACGCCUCAAGGUCGACGUAAUGAGCUCCUUGCCUCCCAAAAAGGAAUAUGUGCUCUACGCCCCGCUGAGUCAGCAGCAGCGCGAGCUCUACGACGCGAUCGUCAAGGGCAGCAUCCGGGGGUAUCUUACUGGCAAACGUCCCGCGGCAGAGGCCGAGGCGCCGGCAUCAGAGGAGAAGACCCCACGCAAGGCAAGAUCGAAGAGAAGGACUUUGGUCGACUAUAACGUCGAUGGAAGCGACCGGGAGUACUUCGAGAAGCUGGAGCGUGGCGAGAUCAAGAGCGUCCAAGAGCAAUGGGCGGAGCAGGAGCAUGCACAUAAGACGCUUGAGCAGUUGGGCGCCGAACACGCGCACAAGGCGAAGCUCAAGAAGAUCAACAACCUACAUCUCCAGAACGCAGUUAUGCAGCUGCGUAAAGUCUGCAGUCAUCCCUUCCUCUUCGACUGGCCCGUCGACACGAAGACGAUGCAACCCGUUUUGAACGACGAGCUCGUCAACGCAAGCGGCAAGAUGAUGGUCUUGGAGCGACUUCUCGACGAGCUCUUUGCGCGGAAGCAUAAGGUUCUCGUCUUUAGCCAGUUUAAGACCAUGUUAGACGUCAUCGAGGACUGGGCUACCGAGUUCAAGCAAUGGCCAAUCUGCCGUAUCGACGGUUCAACCUCCGCACUCGACAGGCGCAAGGAGAUGGAGCGCUUCCAAACAGGGGGCGACGAUCCAGAUGCGCCACGCCUCUUCCUCCUCAGCACACGUUCCGGCGGUCUCGGUAUCAAUCUCACAGCCGCAGACACCGUCGUCUUCUACGACCAGGACUGGAACCCGCAAAUGGACUUGCAGGCUCAGGAUCGCGCUCACCGUAUCGGUCAGACGAAACCCGUUCUUGUCUUCCGACUGGUGACGAAGCAUACGAUCGAGUCGAAGAUCAUGCAGCGUGCAGGCCAGAAGCGGCAACUUGAAGCGCUCGUCAUCGCGAAAGGCAAGUUCAAGAUGCCUCUCAAAUCAGACGGCAAGCGCGAAUCAAUGGCUGAGCUAGCCGGCUCUCUUCUCGAGCUCGAGGGCGAGAAGAUCGAAGUCGUGCCGGGUACACAGGCCGGGCGCAAGGGCGUGCUCAGCGACUCAGCGCUGUACGCGCUCCUCGACCGUAGCCCAGAUGUCUUCUCUCGUAGAGGUGCCGGCUGGCGCGAAACGGAUCUGAAGAAGGGCCCGCGCAAAGCUCGGACUGUGCGCGAGGGAACAGAGGAGGCUGGCGCGUUCGAGGUGUACGAGGCUCCGGUCGACGAGGGCAACGAUGCGCUCGGACGGAUGAUGGGUGAAGAGGAGGCAGAGUAG
Molecule: messenger RNA, 2493 nt
Organism: Peniophora sp. CBMAI 1063
Lineage: Eukaryota; Fungi; Basidiomycota; Agaricomycetes; Russulales; Peniophoraceae
Source: the annotation of a GenBank genome assembly